Neodiprion fabricii is the source of this 3196-nucleotide messenger RNA. RefSeq names its product organic cation transporter protein-like. Gene Ontology annotation, biological process: transmembrane transport. The coding region runs from base 512 to 2755 and encodes 747 amino acids. The transcript is spliced from 9 exons. The record is from RefSeq and is a predicted model, not a curated record. NCBI's taxonomy places the organism in Eukaryota, Metazoa, Arthropoda, Insecta, Hymenoptera, Diprionidae. Gene Ontology annotation, molecular function: transmembrane transporter activity. Gene Ontology annotation, cellular component: membrane.
GUUAUCCUUCACUGAUUUUUGUCAUCCGGCGUCGUCCUCCGGAGUUCCUUCUCCAUAGUUCUCUUCUCUGAUCAGUACGUCGGUUGCUCUCGCGGUGAACACACUCUGAAUCGCUGAGUGAGUAAACCGGUACCUCGUGGCGGUUCUUAAGCUCAAACAAGUGCAGACAAGGAUUCUCAGUUAAUGGGAAAGUAAACAGAGAUUGUGUGAUUUGAACUUUGGUGUUCCUGCGUUCCGGUCAAAAAUAUGUUCAAAUUUUGAUCUUCGAGACUUUAGCUCGUUGGUUAAUGAUUGAAAAAAAAUAUCUCCUGAAUGAGGAACAGCAGCGAAGCAUAUAAGUAAGAUUUCAGUAAGCACAGUGGAAGUAGUUUCAAAGUUUACACAGAAGGUUAAUCGGAGAACGUUCGCAAUAAAUCUGAGAGUUAUUUGUAAUAAAGAAGAGAGUGAGUACGAAAGAUUACUAUUCGAGCAAUGAGACUCGCUUGAAAGAAGAUAGUUGUCAAAUAGACAAAUGAGCUUGCAGUGUUUCGAGAAGAAAAAAGGUCACAGAAUGAGAGCCGAAGAUGCGAAGGUGGGAUCGUUCCAAGUAGUUCUGCUAUUUCUUUUAGGGAUAAAUUACGUCAUAGUAUCGAUGAACCACGCGCUGCCAAACUUUCACAGUCACACGCCAAAUUUUUACUGCAAGGUAAAGGGCUCCGUUAAUUCGACCAACACGUGCGUGACGUCCCUAGAAAAAUCAACGGCGAACAUGACGGGUUCGAUUUCGGAAAAGAACGCCGAAUAUUCGUCCUGCGAAACUGGCUACCGUUUCGAUUCCGUGAGAGGCGAAACUACGAUAGUUACGGAAUGGGGCCUGAUAUGCGAGAGAAGAUAUCUUCUCCCUCUUAGCACGAUGUUCUAUUUAUACGGAGUUGUAAUCGGCGCCUGGAUCGCUGGAGUCCUGACCGACCGCGUUGGGCGUCUUCCUGUUUUGGCGAUGUGCCUCUACACGCAGGGUACCUUAGCGGUUGCCCUUUACAUUAUUCAGGACUACCGCGCCUUUCUGGUUGUUCGAGCACUGCAAGGGGUAUUUGUACAAGGGCUACAAAUCUCUACAUACACAUUACUCUUGGAGCUAUUUCCAGUCAGAUCAAGAACUUUGGUGAGCAUGACCUUGCAAUUUGGUUGGGCCAUAGGGCUCCUGCUUCUGGCAGGGCUCAGUUACGCUGUUGCAGACUGGAGGGUCCUUCAGUUAGCCACAUCGGUUCCCACGGCGGUCACCGUCCUCUACAUCUGGAUCAUACCAGAGUCACCACGAUGGUUGUUGGCCAAAGGAAACCUGACGGAGGCUCACAUGGCGUUGGAAAAAAUCGCGAAAUACAACACCUGCUGCAGGAAGCGCGAGGUCAAGGUGGAGGCCGAAAUGGAGGAAGGAAAUACCACAACUAUCACCGAGACCGUAACGCCAGUGAAACCAAAGCGAAAGUCUCGGGUGUCUAACGUUGACCCGAACGAAACUAAAACGAACGAUUCUCUCACCGAGGAGUUAUCAGAUCUUUUAACAACUCCGGAGCUUUCCGAUGGCAGAAUAAUAGUGGACCGUAAAUUCGUCAACGUCAAAGAAGAGAAUAAUCUGCUUACACCGUCGGAAAGCCUGGAGCGAAGGGCAUCAAAUUUAGAGAUGCAGAUGAAGUUAGAGAUGACUGUUGGGGAUGAAGCAAUGGAGGAAAGAGACCCCACGCCACCGCCACCCGCUCCUCUAACUCCAAAUGGCAAGGACUCUCAAUCCACUAAUGGUUCCGACGAUAACCAAGAAGUCUCGACAAUAAUACCGGAGGAAAUAGUGGAGCUUAGAACAGCGGAAGCGGUGCCGCAGAAGGAAGAAGAGGACACGAACGAGUCGUUAGAAAAAAAUAAAGAAGACGUUGAAAACAAAAGUGAAGUAGCAAAUAACCAGACCUUCCUACAACUACUAAGACGGCCAGGGCUUCGGAGGAAUUGCAUGAUUCUUAUAUUCGUAUGGUUCAGCGUUUCUCUGUCCCAUUGCGGUUUCGUGUUUCAAUUGCCAGACAUAAGCGGCGAUCGACACGUAAACUUUGCAAUCGGCGGUUGUCUGGACCUGAUCGCAUACUCGCUCACCCAUUUCGUGCUGAUAAAAUGUGGACGGCGUAUACCUCUCGGUAUUUAUCUGAUACUGAGCGGAGCUACUUGCAUCGUUAUCGCUGCUAUCAGCAUGCCAAUGCAUGAAAAUUCGACCUGGACGGGACCGACGAAAUUAACGCUGAUUCUGAUAGGAAAAGGAGCAAUCGUGAGUUCCUUUGCAGUUACAUACUUGUACACGGUUGAAUUAUUUCCGACAGUUUUGCGAGGUACGUGUUUAGGAUACUGCGAAAUUUUCGGCAAGAUUGGCACUUUGAUAGCACCGCACUUCACAGUACUGGGUACAAAAACAUGGGCCGCAGUACCGAUAUCGAUAAUGGGAACGCUGUGCGUUGUGUCGGGAAUCUUGAGUCUGGCUCUUCCGGAAACGCUCAACAAUCGCCUGCCCGACACUAUUGAGCAAUCGGAAGAUUUAUUUAAGAAAAAUCGCGUCCGAAGCACCGAAGAGGGAUCGGUGAAAAAAACGACCAACAAACGGCGCACCGUACUCGACGAACAAAACGAACGUGACAUACUGCGGGAGAAAUUAUUUAACGACGAUAACGAUGGAAAAACAUGGGUAGAAGCCGGAAAUGGAAUUAUUGUCAAUUUUUCUGACGGAAAGAAUACAGAGUGAAAAUCCGGAAUGACGAAGCGCACUUUUGAUCGCGGGAAUAAAUUUUGAGUUGACGAUAAGUUUUGUAAAUACAAUAAUAUUAAUAAUAAUAAUAAUAAUACCAACAGUAUAUGCGUAUGAUAAAUAAAUUAUAGAGGCUAAGAUAUACCAAAGUAUUUAGCGCUAUUUAAUAAUUGUAGAUAAAUUAUCGUCACGUAAUCGAGUAGUAUAGGUAUCUUUUUUCGAAGUGCAUCAUAUUUACACCGUGUAAGAUUAAUGCAGAAGUGAACUAUUUGUGUGGACAAUUUUCAGCGUAAAUGUACUGUUUAUAAUCCAAAAGUACUUUGCAAAAUUUAUUACUCUGUUCCACAAUUCGGCAGGGUUUCAUGUUAUGAAAAAACGUUGUUGUGUAUAUAUACAUCUGAAAAACUGUUCGAAAUAAAGCGGACGUGUGUCAAGCUA